UCUGCUAGAUGAUGAGAUAAUGAUGUACACAACAUCAACAACAGCAUAUGCUCUAGAGAGAGAGAGAGAGAAGAAGAAGAAGGAAGAGAGAAAGAGAGGAGGAGGGGCCAAGUCUUUUUUAUCGCACAUUCUGAUCAUUGAUUCCAGUUGGGUUUACAGAGAAAGCAACUGGGUUUCAUCCAAUUUCAUCUUUUUUAGUGGUGAGUUCGUCCUGAUCUUGAUUCUUCUUUCGUCUCUGCAAACCUUCGUGACCCAAUUUUUAGCUAAAUACAGGAACCCAAAGGACAAGAAUUUCCCCCUAUUUUAUUGUUGAUUUCGUCAUACUUUGUGAAUCAGCUAAUUUACCACCUUGUUUUUGGAUAAGAUUCGAUUUUUUUUCUCCUUCUCUCUCUCUCUCUUUCCAAACUGGUAUGCUUUUGAUGGGUUUUCAGUUCAACAGAGCUAGUUGAGAACGAAGGGUCAUAGAAAUUGCAUUCAAUCAUAAGGGGGUUCUUCGUUUUCACCUCUUAAUUUGAUGACCCUUUGUUCUAUAUGUAAUCUUAACCUUUCAAGGCUUCUAUUGAAGAUAUGUUCCUGGCCUUUGGUUAAGAUGUCUUUGAAUUGCAAGGUCUCUUCUAAUAAUGGUAAAACCUCGUCAAACAACAACUUAAGGCAGCAGCAGCAGCAGCAGCUGAAGAAGAAGAAGUCAAAGGAAGAACCUUUUAAUGGAUCUAGGUUUCUAACCAUGUCUGGAACUAAACUUCUCCUUGUUUUCCUUUUGGGGAUUCUGCUCGGUUCUUUCCCGGGUUCUUUCAUUAACCAAGGUUUUGGUAGAAAGAAUCUAAUUUUACUUGAUCGUUUCAAUGUUAGCAAGGAACAGAUUUAUGCUUUGGCUUCAUCUCUACAUCAAUCUAAUUCGGAAACAGUGUCUAAAUGUGCAAGGGUUUCUCAAUACGAAAUGUUGCGAAAUAAUGCGGUAUGUUCUGUCGAACUUCUAUGCUCAGAUGAAUCCAAACCGAAUGUAGAAUUUGUUAUCGAUCAAUGUCCUGCUGCUGCUACUGCUGAAGAACAUGACAAUUCUCCUAUGAAACUUAAUAAUAAUGUAUUGAAAGCAAGCUUGUGUGUUUGUUUUGGAAUUCUAGUAAGUUUCAUAGUACAAUGUUCAUGUCCGAAAGUGUACAAUGAUAAGAAUAAUCGACAUCAUAAUCAACAACAAAACCCGCAACAUCAUAAUUCUCCGAGUUCAUCUAUAGACAGUGGGAAAUGGAGAAAGAAACUCCUCUUCAUGUUUGUGUUGGUUGGAAUCCUAUUCUCCGUUUGGUUGUAUUGGUAUUUAGACAAGGAUACUCGUUUGAGGAGAAAUGAAACGCUCACGAAUAUGUGCGACGAACGAGCACGGAUGUUACAAGAUCAGUUCAACGCUAGCAUGAAUCAUGUUCAUGCUUUGGCUCUACUUGUCUCCACUUUUCACCAUGAAAAACAACCUUCUGCAAUUGAUCAGAAAACAUUUGAGCAAUACACGGAGAGGACGUCGUUUGAGAGACCGUUAACUAGUGGAGUUGCUUACGCAUUAAGAGUUCGUCAUUCCGAAAGAGAGGAAAUUGAGAAGCAGCAUGGAUGGGUUAUAAGAAAGAUGGAAACCGACGACCAAACCCUUGCUCAGGAUUCAAAUCCCGAGAAUUUGGAACCUUCGCCCGCCAAAGAUGAAUAUGCGCCCGUUAUCUUUUCUCAGAAAACCGUUGCCCAUAUUGUCUCCAUCGAUAUGAUGUCUGGAAGGGAAGAUCGCGAGAAUAUCUUACGAGCAAGAGCAUCGGGAAAUGGAGUUCUUACGUCUCCGUUUAAGUUACUGAAAUCGAAUCAUCUUGGUGUCGUACUCACUUUUGCUGUUUAUAACACUCAUCUUCCUCCAAACGCGACACAGGAUCAACGCAUUAACGCCACUGUCGGGUAUUUGGGGGCUUCUUACGAUGUUCCGUCGCUUGUGGAUAAGCUUCUACAGCAGCUAGCAAGUAAACAGACGAUCGUGGUUCAUGUUUACGAUACGACGAGCAAAUCUUUUCCUAUGAAGAUGUAUGGUGAGGAUGUUAUCGAUACGGGUGCUUUGCACGUUAGCAAUCUUGAUUUCGGAGACCCUGCUAGGAAACACGAGAUGCGUUGUAGAUUCAAACAUAAUGCUCCUCCACCUUGGACGGCAAUAAUGGCAUCAAUGGGAGUUUUUGUUAUUGUAUUGCUCAUUGGUCAUAUCCUUCACGCUGCCAUUAACCGAAUAGCUCAAGUUGAAGAAGAUUGCGCUAUUAUGAUGAAACUUAAACAUCUAGCUGAAGUAGCACAUGUUGCGAAAUCUCAGUUCCUUGCUACGGUUUCACAUGAAAUCAGAACCCCGAUGAAUGGUGUAUUAGGCAUGUUACAGAUGCUUAUGGACACGGAACUUGAUUCAAAUCAAUUGGACUUUGCUCAGACGGCUCAUUCUAGUGGAAACGAUUUAAUAUCGUUGAUUAACCAGGUUCUUGAUCAAGCGAAGAUAGAAUCGGGCAAGCUUGAACUUGAGGCUGUAGCAUUCGAUCUGCGUGCUGCUCUCGAUCGUGUUUUGUCGCUUUUUAUUGUCAAAUCUCACGAGAAAGGCAUUGAGAUGGCCGUUUACGUUUCUCAACAAGUUCCCGACGUUGUUAUUGGAGAUCCUGUGAGAUUCCGUCAAACAAUUAUCAAUCUUGUCGGAAACUCUAUAAAGUUCGCAAAGGAAAAAGGUCAUAUCUUCAUAUCGGUACAUGUGGUGGAUGAAGUUAUAGAUGUACGAGAUGAAGUGUUAAGACAAACCCUACCCGAGUUGGCAAAUGAUAGUUUGAAAAACAACACGUUGAGUGGUUUUCCCGUCGUUAAUAGAUGGAAGAUUUGGGAAAAUAUCAAUAAGGGUAGCAUUGAAGUGGAAAGAAGCGAAAAAAUCAAACUUCUAGUAACGGUAGAGGAUACGGGAGUUGGAAUCUUACCCGAGACUCAACAAAAUAUUUUCACGCCUUUCGUUCAAGGCGAUAGCUCAACUUCGAGGAAUUAUGGAGGGACUGGGAUAGGCCUAAGCAUAAGCAAGAGUUUUGUUGAGCUUAUGGGUGGAAAAAUUGAUUUCGCAAGUGAAUGUGGAAUCGGAAGCACUUUCUCAUUCACUGCGACUCUCCUUAAGGGAGAGAUCAAAUCCUUGGAAUUCGAUAGGCAUCAAUUGGAAUUCGAUAGGCAUCAAUACGAGUUUUUUGGUCUCCGAGCUUUAGUGGUCGAUACGAGGACCAUUCGAGCCGAAGUCACAAGAUAUUAUCUUCAAAGACUGGGGAUUUCUUCUGAGGUCGCGAAUAAUUUGGAAUCGGCAUCGAAUUUCGGGAUUGUUUUUGUCGAUAAGGAGGUUUGGGACAUGGAAGGAGGAUUAAGGUUUAAACGAAAUGGAUCUUCACCGAAAAUAUUUUUGUUGGCGAUGUCUAUGAAUACAAUCGAGCAAAACGAAAUCAUAUCAGAGGGUUUAGUGGACACAGUGCUUGUGAAGCCGCUAAGGUUGAGUGUUCUUGGUUCUAGAGUUCAAGAAGUUCUUGGAAUUGAAAAGAGUAAGCAAUUGAAUAAAGGAAAACAGACUUCUUUGGGUCCUUUGUUGAGAGGCAAACAAAUUUUGGUGGUGGAUGAUAAUAAAGUUAAUCGAAGGGUAGCCGAAGGUGCCCUUAAGAAGUACGGAGCUAUUGUUAGUUGUGUUGAUAAUGGUAAGGAUGCGUUAAAGAUGCUUAAACCGCCUCAUGAGUUCGACGCUUGUUUUAUGGAUCUUCAAAUGCCUGAACUUGACGGGUUUGAAGCUACGAAACAGAUACGAGAACUAGAAAGAAAGUUCAACGAAAGAAGCAAAUUGAAUGAAGAGAUGUUUGGAAACGCAUUAUCGCAUUGGCACACUCCUAUAUUGGCGAUGACUGCUGAUGUAUUUCACGCCACUAAUGAUAAAUGUAGGGAAAACGGUUUGGAUGAUCUUGUAUCGAAACCUUUUGAAGAAGGACAAUUAUACACAGCGGUAGCUCGUUUCUUCUAGUUGGAUUGGAUCAAUUGUUCCCCGAUAGUUUCCACGACUGAGCUUCUUCAAUUAUCCGCUCUCAUUCUUUAUGGAUUUCUUUUUCAGGAAAGCUGAUAUGUACAUUGAAACAGGAUCGCCAUUGUAUAUAAUCUUCGAUUUUCAGCUAUAGCUUAGAGAACCGCAAAAUAUAAAGAUUAAAUAUUUAUUACAAUAGCAAAUUUCAGUUAGAUUUAGAGGACUUGUGGUUGGGGGAAUUUGCCUCGUUUAGUCUUUCAACACUUUUUAUUUUAUUUUAAAUCUACCUCUUGUAUCGAUAUCUUGUAAUGUUCGAUUUGUAUGUGUGUGAUGAGAAACACCAAACAAGUGGUAUAGUUUGUACAGUGGAUUCAUUUGAACCUAGUUUAGGCUAGGCUUUAGUGGGAUUGUUUGAAGAGAAUUGAAUGUUUUUGGCUCUGUAUCUCAAGAACAUGUUUGUGAAUAAACAGUUAUAUUGAAUCAAUGUCACUUUAUCUA
This is a messenger RNA of Impatiens glandulifera, 4522 nucleotides long. Its product is annotated as histidine kinase 2. Lineage: Eukaryota; Viridiplantae; Streptophyta; Magnoliopsida; Ericales; Balsaminaceae. Gene Ontology annotation, biological process: phosphorylation; phosphorelay signal transduction system. Gene Ontology annotation, molecular function: phosphorelay sensor kinase activity. The record is from RefSeq and is a predicted model, not a curated record. The transcript has 11 exons. The coding region runs from base 515 to 4027 and encodes 1170 amino acids.